Molecule: messenger RNA, 926 nt
Organism: Anopheles stephensi (Asian malaria mosquito)
Lineage: Eukaryota; Metazoa; Arthropoda; Insecta; Diptera; Culicidae
Exons: 3
Coding region: 301-807 (168 amino acids)
Source: RefSeq, a predicted model, not a curated record
UCAGUUGGUGAUAGUGUUCGGAAGCGGAAACAUUGGUGCUUUCCAAUAAGUGUCACUGGCUCGUUGCUCUACGCAAGUGAGGAUGUGUUGCGUCUCUUCCAAGAAGAGAGAGAGUGCUUAAUGGCGUGACAUUUUGUGUUAUUUAGGAUUUCCCUCGUAUUGCAUCGAUAGAAUAAGUAAUUUAAAAUUUGCCAACGUGUAAUGGAAUGCAACUUUGGUGCGGAGGAAGCGUCCGUGACAGAGUGUUUCUACUGAGUGCUGCAGUGCAAAGCGAAGUGAACCGUUAAGCGACCCAUUACCAUGUACAUCAAAUCUGGCCACCGAUUUCUCAGCGAUAAAGGCCAAAUAAUUUUCCCCGGACCGCCGACCCGCUCGCCAGCGUUGUACUAUCAGCCAAGCACGACGACUACAACCACCACUACCAGCACGACCACGAUGGCUUCGCUGCCGGAAUCGGGAGUUAGUGAUGAGAAUGGCAACUAUAUAGUGCCGGAUAUGUGGCAAAGCAAAUCGAGCUCCGGAUCAGACAUGCUGUCGGAUAAAAUACAGAUGUUCUACAUCUACAUCACCGUCACAAUUACGUCCGUCUUCAUCAUAGUGGUGCUUGGCAUUUUCGGGUACAUGUGCUACAAGAGGAAAGGAUUUCAGAACAUCGAUGGCCCACAGGCACCGAUCGAAACGACGAGGCGAAGAAGCAGCACUCACAGAUCCACCCGUCGGUAUUCGAGAAACAUUUCUAAAGAACGUGAAGCUGCUGCUUGUCCAGCCAUCGCCGAGGACAAUCCCGGGCAAACGUUACUCCGGUGAAGUGCCGGAAUGCGGUGCUUACAAAUGAUUGUAUUUUUGUUAAAUUUUUGACUUGGUUUCGUAGAGUUAAGCGACAACAUAUACUAUCUACACGAAUGCAAUAAAUUAGUGAUAUUUUC